AUGGAAAUACCAUCUCGACAGCUUAUACCGACGCUAAUGCCGGAAUGGACUCCGUCAUCCCAUCAGUCUUACAAAACUGCAGAUGAUUCUGCUAGCCCUCCGAUAACACCCACAAGCCAGGUGUCUUCAUUUGAUUCCUCGUUGUCCCAAAUGAAACCCACAUAUAGUACAAUCAUAGAAGAAAAUAUAGACACGAUCCUAGAUAGGAUUCGACCAUUUGUGAAAAAAAUAACUGCUAGUGAACAAAAUAAAAAAACUAUAAACCAAUAUACGUUAGGAGCCUCAGCAGGAAGUGGACAGUUUGGACAUGUUCGAAAAGCAUACAGCUCUACGUUGAAUAAGGUUGUCGCUAUUAAGAUUAUACCGAAAAAACCAUGGAAUGCCCAGCAAUAUUCAAUGAAUCAGGUGAUGAGGCAGAUACAGCUUUGGAAAAGCAAAGGAAAGAUAACUACAAAUAUGAGCGGCAAUGAGGCAAUGAGGCUCAUGAACAUCGAAAAAUGUCGAUGGGAAAUAUAUGCGGUUUCAAGGCUUCGAGAUAGUGUACAUGUUGUGCGACUGAUAGAAUGCUUAGAUUCUCCUUUUAGUGAAUCAAUUUGGAUAGUCAGUGAUUGGUGCAACCUUGGUGAACUCCAGUGGAAGCGUGACAAUUAUGGAGAUAUUUUACCGCAGUGGCAGAGACUUGUACCUUCUAAGUGUAGUGUUUCUACAUUUUCAGAAAAGAUCUUACAAGAUAUGACGAAAGGGUUGCAAUACCUGCAUUCUCAAGGCUGCAUUCAUCGAGAUAUUAAACCAUCUAAUAUAUUAUUAGAUGGAAUUGAAAACGUUGCAAAGAUUUCUGACUUUGGGUGCUGUAUCUUCACUCCUCAAUUAUUACCAUUCAAGAGUGCCAAUUUUGAAGAAUGUUUUCAAAGGGAACUAAAUAAAAUAGUUGGUACUCCCGCAUUUAUUGCACCAGAGUUAUGCCAUUUAGGCAAUUCCAAGAGAGACUUUGUGACCGAUGGAUUUAAGUUGGAUAUUUGGUCAUUGGGGGUAACUUUGUACUGUUUAUUAUACAACGAGCUGCCUUUUUCUGGGGACAAUGAAUUUGACACUUAUCACAAAAUCAUGGAAGCACCGUUAAGUUUAAAAGUAAACGGCAGCACUCUAAAUGAUUUAAUCAUCAAAAGGCUUUUAGAAAAAGAUGCUACUUUACGUAUAGGCAUUCAGGACUUGGCAAAAAUAAUACUGCCUGACCCAAUGGAUCAACCUGAACAUCCUAAAGAUAUUGAUCAGGAUAUUUUAUCCAAAAUUAAACCAACAAGGAGCGAGGGCCCUGUCAGAAGAUUUUUCGGUAAACUAAUAACAAAGAAGAGCAAUAAAAAGACAUUAGAAAAUGUGAAAGACAAUUCUUUCGGAUCUGCAAAUAGCAAAGCAACGGCUCCAGUAUAUAUUGAUGCAGAUUCACAGGAAGAAGCAUUCUCCAGUACAGUUCUCAGGUCUUCGCCUAACUCGAGUGACUAUUGCUCUUCGUUGGAGGAGGAAGCGGUUCAAGUUACAGACUUUUUAGAUACCUUUUGCGAUUCAAAAGGAAGCGCAAAUAUUUUGCAUGUGAAGAAUGACAAGCGAAAUACUGAGAUGAAGGUAGAAAAAAGUGAUUCGUCUUCUCACUCUUCAUUUAAGGUUCCGACCCCGAUCAAGGCCUUAAUAAGACUGAAGAACUCUCCCGUUGAGAAUCGGAACAAGAGUUAUGAUAACCGUUUCUCAGAUGGACUAACUUCCCCCUCAAAAAAAAGUGCUAAGGAAAAGCAUAGGGUUUAUAACCCAGAGCCCAAAAAGCUGGCACAUUCAGGAAAUAUCAUUAAUUUCAAAGCAUAUAUAAAUUCCGCUGAUAAAGAUCGUCAAGAGACGGUGGAAGACGUGAGAACAUACCUGAAUUUCGCUGAUAAUGGACAAGCGUAG
This is a messenger RNA of Saccharomyces eubayanus, 1938 nucleotides long. It is a transcript of the gene ELM1, whose product is annotated as serine/threonine protein kinase ELM1. Gene Ontology annotation, biological process: protein phosphorylation. The record is from RefSeq and is a predicted model, not a curated record. The transcript has a single exon. Gene Ontology annotation, molecular function: protein kinase activity; ATP binding. The coding region runs from base 1 to 1938 and encodes 645 amino acids. Lineage: Eukaryota; Fungi; Ascomycota; Saccharomycetes; Saccharomycetales; Saccharomycetaceae.